AUGCAGCGGAAGUGGCGGUACUCCUUCCUGCUGGGUGACGUGGGCGCUCUGAUCUUCCAGGACUUUGAUGAAGACUGGCGGAAUGGUAAUGGCAACCCAUGCGUGAACCUUUGGAACUUCCAGUUGGAGAUUCAGGCCUUCACGCUGACGACGUCUGUACUUUGCCUGCCGCACGGGGCUAUGCUGGCUACGGUCGCGGCGAUCGUUGCUUUCGGCUUCAACAGCACGUCGCCGAAUGUUGGUGCCUGGUGGGUCCACCAUGCGCGCGGGGUUGCGCUGCAGGUGCUGUUUCUCCGGCUGUGUGGGCUCCCACGCAGUUCCGUUCCUGCUACUGCCCAGAACUUGCGCUGGCCAGGGCUGCUGAUGGUGCUGCUCGCUUUGGCACUCUUCGGCGCGUCGCGCGGGCA
Molecule: messenger RNA, 407 nt
Organism: Symbiodinium necroappetens
Lineage: Eukaryota; Dinophyceae; Suessiales; Symbiodiniaceae
Source: the annotation of a GenBank genome assembly